AUGGUGUGUAAGAAAUGCGAGUCUAAACUCUCCAAACUUGCCGCUCCCGACCCGUUCACCUCGAGCUCGCAGAGCAUCAAGGAUGGUUCUCGGAAAGUCGGAGAGAACAAGCUGCUGACCAGACCUGGGAGCUCAAAGAACAGGUUCCAGCCGUACCAGGGGAAGUGUAAGGACUGUAAGUCGACGGUGACGCAGAACAGGGCCAAGUACUGCCACGGAUGCGCAUACAAACGUGGAGUAUGUGCGAUCUGUGGCAAGCAGGUCCUGGAUACGACCGGCUACUCGAUGUCGGCCAAGUAG
Molecule: messenger RNA, 300 nt
Organism: Rhodofomes roseus
Lineage: Eukaryota; Fungi; Basidiomycota; Agaricomycetes; Polyporales; Fomitopsidaceae
Product: PDZ-binding protein
Exons: 4
Coding region: 1-300 (99 amino acids)
Biological process (GO): cytoplasmic microtubule organization
Molecular function (GO): microtubule binding
Source: RefSeq, a predicted model, not a curated record